AAAGUUUCGCAACACUCGGGAAGACCUAAAAAAUUGCAAGGCUCGUCUGGAUUAUUCGGAGCCAAUUCUAGAAAUGUACCGAAAUCUACGGAAAACGGCGCUGGAGCGAAACGCGAAAGAAGGUGUGAUGCGUUGGAUCGCGUUGGACGAUGUAAAGCUGGUCGAGAUCAAGCAAAACCGACAGCCAUACGAAACCCGUCGCGGAACACCCAAAAGCAACCAGAAGUAGAAAAGGUCGCGAUGGUGGCGGCGUUUGCAUACUUUCUCGUAAGCGAAUUCAAGCUGCCUGCAUGGCUCAGUCACAUGACACCAGCCACAAUGAACAUAUAUAUAAUCGUUGACUUUUCUCCGCAUCAUCAUCCUCGAGGAUUAGAACCAUUAUCACCCAAAUCACAAUAA
Messenger RNA from Anisakis simplex (herring worm), 399 nucleotides. The record is from the annotation of a GenBank genome assembly. NCBI's taxonomy places the organism in Eukaryota, Metazoa, Nematoda, Chromadorea, Rhabditida, Anisakidae.